Loxodonta africana (African savanna elephant) is the source of this 1588-nucleotide messenger RNA. RefSeq names its product MAGE family member F1 (gene MAGEF1). Lineage: Eukaryota; Metazoa; Chordata; Mammalia; Proboscidea; Elephantidae. The record is from RefSeq and is a predicted model, not a curated record. Gene Ontology annotation, biological process: negative regulation of transcription by RNA polymerase II. Gene Ontology annotation, cellular component: nucleus.
UUGCGCGGCGGCAGCUCUGCAGUCCUGGUUGCCGGCUGUGUUGCCGUGGCGGUUCCGAUCUCGCAGCGGUGCCGCCCGGCGGCCACCAAGCCCCCGCGCCAGCUCGCCCACUGCCCCUCGCACCGCCCCUCCGCCCAGCGGCGCGCACACCUCGAGCAGGUGGACGCGCGCGCUCUGCACCUGCAUCCCCGCAAACAUGGUGAUGGUGCGGACGCCCGAGCUUGGGGGUCUCCCCAGCCCUCAGGCCCAGGGAGGGAAGGAUGGCAGCCGUGACCCCGAGUCCCUCCUGCAGGAGAGCCCCGUGGAGCCCUGUGGCGCCGGGAGGGAGGAGCUGUAGAGUGUGCCCCACUCCCAGAGCGCGAGGGCCUUGGCGCGGUGCAGGUCUGCCCGCCGCCUGGAUCGGAGGACCGAGCUGGUUCAGUUCCUGCUGGGGAAGGACGAGGACACGAGCCCCAGCUCCCUCUCCGAAGUGGUGAAACGCGUGAUCCGAGGCUCGAAGGCCCUGGUCCCCGAGAUCGUGGCGAGGGCCGCAGAGCACCUGCGUGUCUUGGGGUUUGAGCUGUAACAGCCUGACCGCAAGCACCCCACUUACAACCUGAUCGGCAAACUAAAACCUCUUGAGGAGGAGGAGGCUGGAGGAGGUGGCCCCAGAUCUGGCCUCCUCAUGAUGGUCUCGGGCCUUGUCUUCACGAAAGGUAAUAGCGCCAGUGAGGCCCAGGUCUGGGAGAUGCUGCGUCGGUUGGGGAUGCGUCCCUGAAAGUAUCACUUCCUCUUUGGUUACCCAGAGAGGCUUAUUAUGGAAGGUUUUCUGCAGCAGCGAUGCCUCAGUUACAAGCAGGUGCCUCACACCAGUCCGCCUGAAUGUGGAUUCUGUUGGGGUCUCCGAAGCACCCUGAAAACCGGCAAGAUGGAAGUUCCGGGGUUUGUGGCCAAGCCGCAUAAGAAGGAACAGCACUGGCCAGUGCAGUAUCAGAAGGCCCUGGCAGACGAGGCGGACAAGGCCAGGGCUAGGGCCGGCAUCCGCCCCUGGUGAGGGAUGGUGAAAAGAGGCCAGGGGCCCCGUGGGUGUGGGAGCUACUGCCUGAGUUAUGAGCAGAAAAGGGGGACCCGAGGCCAUCGAGUCGAUUCUCACUCAUAGCGACCCUAUAGGACACAGUGGAGCUGCCCCAUAGAGUUUCCAAGGAGCGCCUGGUGGAUUCGAACUGCUGACCCUUUGGUUAGCAGCGGUAGCACUUAACUACUAUGCCACCAGUAUUUCCAGAAAAACGGGAGGAGGAGUCGUUAUUUCUGUAGAAUUUGUAUUUGUGUAACUUUAGAAUUUGGGUUUUGUAUCCUGCUACUUUUUGUUACAUUUUGUUACGUUUAAUAUGCUGUUUAUAAAUGAGAUCAGCCGACUUUUUUGUAGGGUUCUGUAAAAUGGAUUUAAAAACUCUUAUUCUAUAGUGUUGUAAUCUUAUUCUUGAAAGAAUUCAGCAGUACCAUGACCUGGUUUCAGUAAAGAACAAUUAGUGUCUAGCAUCCCAACAUAUUUUGCCUGUUGUAUAUUAAAAAAAAAAAAAAAAAACUGACACGUAUUUCUGUUUGCUUA